Messenger RNA from Fragaria vesca subsp. vesca, 981 nucleotides. RefSeq names its product glucan endo-1,3-beta-glucosidase-like. The record is from RefSeq and is a predicted model, not a curated record. NCBI's taxonomy places the organism in Eukaryota, Viridiplantae, Streptophyta, Magnoliopsida, Rosales, Rosaceae. The transcript has 2 exons. The coding region runs from base 193 to 687 and encodes 164 amino acids.
UGAAUACAAGUCGCACAAAAGAGCAUCAUGUUGGGACUUCUCAGUUUGCAGUAGGAAACUGGUCUUCAAUCAUCAAAUGUUCGUGGAUCAGUGGAUGUCUCCAGCGGAACAAAAUCCCUUUGUCUUCUUCUUCUCAAUUCUAAGUUCAGACUCGAAUGGCUAAUUGGAUUCUUUUCACCUUCAUUUCUAUAAAUGGGUGUGAGCCCUCUUCUACUCACGAUCCUCAUCACCCUCUCAUUCUUCCCAGAGUCGACAUCGUUCGAGAUAGUCAACAACUGCAACUACACAAUCUGGCCCGGACUUCGCUCCACGGCCGGCUCAUCACUAAACCUGUCGACCACCGGCUUCACGCUCAAGAGCGGCGCGUCCUUCAACCUCUCCGUCCCCAAAUCCUGGACAGGUCAGGUGUGGGGCCGGACACUCUGCAACCAAUCCUCCACCAGAAACUUCUCAUGCUUCACCGCCGACUGCGGCACCGGAAAAAUCGAGUGCGACAGAAACGGUGGCAGUCUGCCGGCUACCCUAGCCGAGUUCUCUCUCAACCUCACCGGCGGCAUGGACUACUAUGACGUCAGCCUCGUCACCACUGGUGGAGCCGCACGGAGCAGGCAGCAGCAACUGCAGCUCUUCGGGAUGCUCGGUCGACUUGAACGGCUCGUGUCCCAGGGAGCUGAGGGUGGCGCGUGAGGGGAGCCAAGGGACCGUGGCGUGCAUGACGUCGUGCACGGCGUUCAAUAAUUCGUUGUUUUGUUGUACUGGGAGUGUUUUGCCGGAAAAGUGUGCCGGUACCGUAUACACCGAUUUUUUCAGACGGGAAUGCCCACAAGCGCAUGCCUAUGUGUAUGAUCCGAUCCAGACUUCUUCGUACACGUGUGCGUCAGCUAACUACAACAUUGUGUAUUUUUAUUUUUUAGAUAAUGACAAUUUACACAAGAAAAACAGAAACAACUUUAAUGUUAAAACUAUUUUUAAAGAUCAUCC